Molecule: messenger RNA, 5728 nt
Organism: Mustela lutreola (European mink)
Lineage: Eukaryota; Metazoa; Chordata; Mammalia; Carnivora; Mustelidae
Gene: PRKAB2
Product: protein kinase AMP-activated non-catalytic subunit beta 2
Exons: 9
Coding region: 159-941 (260 amino acids)
Biological process (GO): signal transduction
Cellular component (GO): nucleotide-activated protein kinase complex; cytoplasm; nucleus
Molecular function (GO): protein kinase binding
Source: RefSeq, a predicted model, not a curated record
CGCGGGGCGGGUCUCGCGCCACUGGCCUUGUAGCCAUUUUAGGAGGAAACCCGGAUCGCUAGCCCCGGGCGCGGCUUCAAUUUCAAUAACUUUAUUGGUGGCCUUAUCCGCAGAACAGCCAUCGCACUAGUGGGUGGCCCUCGACUCGAGCUGCAGCCAUGGGAAACACCACCAGCGACCGGGUGGCUGGCGAGCGCCACGGCUCCAAGUCUUCACGCGCCGAGGGCGCCGGCGGCCAUGCGCCGGGCAAGGAGCAUAAAAUCAUGGUGGGGAGUACCGACGAUCCUAGCGUCUUCAGCCUGCCGGACUCCAAGCUCCCAGGGGACAAAGAGUUUGUAUCAUGGCAGCAGGAUUUGGAGGACUCCGUAAAGCCCACACAGCAGGCCCGGCCCACUGUUAUCCGCUGGUCUGAAGGAGGCAAGGAGGUCUUCAUCUCUGGGUCCUUCAACAAUUGGAGCACCAAGAUUCCACUGAUUAAGAGCCAUAAUGACUUUGUUGCCAUCUUAGACCUUCCUGAGGGAGAGCACCAGUACAAGUUCUUCGUGGAUGGACAGUGGGUUCAUGAUCCAUCAGAGCCUGUGGUUACCAGUCAGCUUGGCACAAUUAACAAUUUGAUCCAUGUCAAGAAAUCUGACUUCGAGGUGUUUGAUGCUUUAAAGCUAGAUUCAAUGGAAAGCUCGGAGACAUCUUGUCGAGACCUUUCCAGCUCUCCCCCAGGGCCUUAUGGUCAAGAAAUGUAUGUGUUUCGAUCUGAGGAGAGAUUCAAAUCCCCACCCAUCCUACCUCCUCACCUUCUUCAAGUUAUUCUUAACAAGGACACUAAUAUUUCUUGUGACCCAGCCUUGCUUCCUGAGCCCAAUCAUGUUAUGCUGAACCAUCUCUAUGCAUUAUCCAUUAAGAUAAAGAAACUAAGGCUCAGAGAAGGUCAUAAUACCAGAUAGUGUGAUGGUCCUUAGUGCAACCCAUCGCUACAAGAAGAAGUAUGUCACUACUCUGCUGUAUAAGCCCAUCUGAAGGGAUCCCUUCCUGCCUCCCAGGAUUUAAGAGAAGCAUCUCCCUUGCCUUUCUGGACUGGACCAGUCUUACCAAGACUGGAAGGCUAAUUUGCUUUGAGGCUGAUAUGUGUGUUUCAGAGCCUUUGAGUAGGAUGCUCUGCUUUUGCAUUCGAUUGCAGAUGGGAGCUUUAUGAGUUUAUGGAAUUUAUUUUAAGACAAAAAAGUUAUAUAAAUAUAUGUGUGUAUAUGUGUGUAUAUUAUAUAUAUAUAUGCAUAUAUAAUACACACACACACACACAUAUAUGAGAGGAAGGUUAAUGGAAGCCUCCUAGCUAGAUGUGUUCUCUCUGCUUGUGGGGACUCACCAAAACCAGUUUUGGGGGAGCUCAAGAAAGACCAAUUACAGGAAGCUUGUUCCCUAAAAUGGAUGAAGAGCCAACUCUCAGGAUCCUUGUUGGGUAGAGAUUCUACCACUGCUACCUUGGCUUUCCAAGGGAUGGGCUUGUGCCAGACUUCUGUUCCACUUACAGUUGCCUCCUUGCAGAGGCAGCUUUCCCUUGCAUGGGUUCUCUGUAUUCCUAGAGUAUGUGGCACAAUCUGUGCUUUUUAUGAUACCAGAUGCCCCACAGGAACCCUUUCUCAUCUCAUUUCACGUUCUUACUUUGAUAACCUCCCUCAGAUCCUAUACCUGACCCAUCCCUAACACAGAAGUCACUGGCCAGUGACCCCUUUCAAAGGCUAUGUGAGACCUGACCUACCACACAGAUUGGGGCUACCAGAAAGUCUCCUUUUCAGCCCAGCACAGGCCCAGGCCACUUUGUUACCACUUGUUUUCCCUUCUACUAAAGAAAUAUGUCUCAGCAUUAUAAGAAAGGCAGAGGGCAGAAGGUCUACUUUCUUAGUUUAGUGCCACAGCUUAGGCUGUCUUGACACAUUCCCAGAGGUUAGUCCCACCUGGCCUGGCCCUGCUUCCGUAUUUUCUUUUGCGGAGCAGACAGCUUCGAAGGUGGGAGUGGAACCAGGGAACACUUUAAUGUCUUUUAUCUUUGGGAGAUUUUUAUGUGCCUACAUUUUUCUUUAGUUAAAAAAAUGCCUCUUCAUGAUUCUUAAGACACUGAAUAGGAAAAUUUUAGGCUCUUGAUAAAUGGUUCCCAAGAUUCUUCAACAGGAGAGAAGUAGUCUAGCCCUCUGUAGGCUUACAUUAGUGUGGCCAGCCCUGUGCAUAUCACUAAACAGUGUUUUAGAAACAAAUUCGGGUUCCUUUGGUGCACCUAAAAAUUUUCUUCAACUUAGACUUAGUAGGCCAAGAAGCAAGAAGAUACCCCUGGGGUUCCUAACCAUGAGUAGUAUUGCUUCCCUGCACCAAGUACAAACAGGACCGUUUUGUUUUUCUCUUUUUUUAAAGUGUUUGAUGAAGAAGUGGGGUCAAUGAUUCUCAUUUGUGGAAUGAAAAGUAGCUAUCCAAUCCACUCAUAGGGUUCAGAGAGAAAACAUUUUUUUUUUUUUUUCAAGUGUCUGUGGCUCUUCCAUUAAGGAUAAGUGCAAGUCAAAACAUUCAACACUGAAGGAGGCCAAACUUGAUGCUAGAUGCACACUGAAAGGGUACCCAUUGGUCAGUUUAGCUACCUCCUUUCUUUCUUGUUCAAAGCUGAUGACACAGCUAUCUUUGGGUGUGUAGGCCUUAGAUCCUGGGAGCGAGGCAGUGGAACAUGGGGUUGUUUUGCUGGGAAUGCAAAUUUCUAAGUGCUUUGGUGGUUACUUUCUGAGAGUAAAUACUUGAACUUUAAAACUUUGAGCUUUAGCUACUUGAGGCCCCUUACUGCAGCAAAACACUUUUGUGGGAAACCGUUUAUGGUCCCAACCACUUUUUGAGUGGUCUUUCAUUUAAAAAAUCCAGGCCAAAUCCUAUUAUAACCAGCUCUCAAGAUCUGCACUGUCUACAGUUAUACUGUUGUUGUUUUUUUUUUCUACUACCCAUUAGAUAAGUGGAGCAUAUGGGAGGAUUCAAAGCCUUGGUUGUUACUUGGAGGGUUUUAUCACGCUAUUUCUUGUCAGCAGUAUUGAAGUGUAAUUGCCUGUGUGUUUGUGUAUUAACUUUUUUACACAGAUGUCUCAGUAGAGUGGGGCAGGAAAAGAGAUUCCUUCAGUGUCUCAGGCCAGCAGCUACCGUGAACUGGCUCUGGCUCCAGUCACUGGUGCUGGUGGCCUUCAAACCUUCCUAAUCUGGAUAUGUGCAGAAAGUGUCAGUUUCCUAAGUUCUUUGGUAAUCUCCCAGCCAAGUGUGAAAUGAGAGCCCACCAGCUGGUGUGGAAGAGGAUAGGCAAGGGGGUCUGACGCCUCCUUUAGCACCGCUCCUUCGCCACACUCCUGAUACACCCCUUGGGCCUGAUAAGCCUCUUAAACACAGUUUGGCCCCCGAGAAACUGCUCUAGAAGGUAGAGAGGGAAGGAGGAAGGUAGCCCAGAGUACAACCUAUUUAUUCUUCUGUGUUGGUUAAAGGGGCAGUUUAUUUUCUAAAGAAGAGAGCUUGGCAGAUUUUGAAAAUGAAAAAAGGCAGAAAAAAACCCCACCUUUUUAGCUUUUAAAAAACAUGUUGUUUUUGUUUUUGUUUGUUGUUCUUUUUUCCUAUAGGAGUUUCACAGAGUCAAAGUUUGAAAAUCACUCUUCAGGAGUGCUAAUCCUUCAAAAAAUACAUCAUGAUUUGGGGGUUGUGAGGAAAAGGAAGAGUGACUGAGCUAAGGAUCCUGGAAAGUUAAAAGGCUUAAGUAGCUCAGAACUCAAAAUAGCCUUUUUCUUGUGGUUAAUUAAAUGAAACAUAACAUACCGGUAUCCUUUGGAUCUCAUUGUGCAAAACCUACUUAUAAACAUACCUUUGUCUCUUGUUCCUUUUGUCUACCCUUUCUUUUAUAUUCUGCUUUACCUUCACUUGUCAAGCUGACUUUUUACCAGAGCUUUAGGUCAAAUAUUACCUAAAACAAAUGUUUCGUCAUCCUGCUGGUCUGGUCAUGGUUAAAGCUCAAAUUAAGCUUAGAGUUGAGGGGCACCUGGGUGGCUCAUUGGGUUAAAGCCUCUGCCUUGGGCUCAGGUCAUGAUCCCAGGGUCCUGGGAUCAAGCCCCGAAUCCAGCUCUCUGCUCAGCAGGGAGUCUGCUUCCUCCUCUCUCUCUGCCUGCUUCUCUGUGAUCUCUGUCAAAGAAGUAAAUAAAAUCUUUAAAAAAAAAAAAAGCUUAAGAGUUGAAUGGGAUUUGGUCACUGUAGGUAGCACCCCUAUGAGCAUGCCUGGCCUCAAGUGUAUUGGCUUUUUUUUUUUUUUUUUAAACAAUGCUUAUAUGGUAGAGAAACCCUAUAAAAGAAUAGUCCAAGAGGAGAUUCUGAGAGGAUCAUACUAAUCCCAGGCCUCCAAUUCUUGUCUCUCGUAGACCUAAUGGAUCUGAGAUAAAACCUUUGCAAAGUGUUAUUACUCUGUGUAUGCUGCUAAAAUGAAGUUAAGUUUGGAAAGAAGUGUUACCUCCAGACUCUGCUUGUAUUAAUCUGAGUAGAAAUGAAGGAGACAUACUAAUGAUAGAAUCCCCUGCUUCUAAAUGGGGAAAUAGGGCUUUUAAAAUUUUAACCUCAACUAAAAAUGAUAUGCAAUCGUCUAUGUUGUGUGUGUUUGAAAAAUAUUCUAUUCUCAGAGAUUUCUAAGUUCUCAACGUGAUAAUGACUUGGGGCAUAGGCUAUAAGCAGAUACAUAAUUUGUUCACACAUUAUUCUGACACAUCCUUAAAACCAAGUCCUUGCUGUCUUCUACCAGGGACUGAUAGCUCCAGUUAUAGAUAGAGCACCUGGGAGGGCUAGGGAUUAGGAAGUCUCUGGAUCCUAGGCAUUUAUUUUUCCUUAAGGACCCACCAUACUGGAAGAUUGAAGGGCUAUCACUUCUGCAGUGAUCCUAGACCUCUGGAGUAAAAAGGCCAAUCUAUUUUUCAAACUAUAAGAAGAAAGAAAGAAGUCUCAAGAGUCUGUUACUUAUGAAAUCCAAUUCUUAACAAUGGAAUCCCUGUAGGAUUCAAAUGUGGACUUUGUCUUGAUUUGCUUUUCUCUAUUGUGCUUUGAAGUGAUUAAGUUUCAUUAAAAAUUAAAUUUUUUAUUAGUUCCAAUGUUAGUUGGAGUUGAAUUAAUUGCAUUGGAACACAGUGCUUUUGCAGUAAGAUUGCUGUGAAACCACUGGAUUUUGUAGUCAAGUUAAGUGGUCAAGGGAUAACUACCUACCAUAAGUAUUGUAUUAUGUAUUUGAUCAUGUUCUUUUCUGUUCCCAUCCAAAGAACACUUAACCGUACCUAGGUUGUGGUUUUAAAACAGCCAAAGCUCACUGAUGUCCAUUAGGCCUAAUCUGCAGGGUGGGCCUCAUAGGUGAGACUUGUUUGAAUUUUGGUAAAUUGAAGGAUGCUGGUGGUUAUUUCACUGGAGCAUUUUGAAUGAGUGCAGCUCUGUCAUAAAGGGGGAGUAAGACUAUAGUUUGGAAGGGAAUUAAAUAUGUGAUUCCUCCUUUAAAUGGUGCCUUUUGUAACCUUUAGUGCUGAGGUACAGGGCUGCUUUUCAGCAUACAAGAAUUGGCAUACAAGAAUGGGUUUCAAAUCUUUUCCCCAAAUGUCAUUUGUCACUGGACUUUGACAUGUCUGAAAAUUAUGUGAUGUAACACAUACAGAAAUGUGAGGUUUUCCCCAGAAAAUUGUUGAAUAAAAGUAUUAUACAAUAA